AUAAGGGGCAGAGGCACGGUUUUCUCACCCGGUAGCCCACCAUGCAUGCCCGUCGCCUGCCGCUCCUCCUCCUGCACGGCUGGUGGGCCCUGCUCCAGGCGGGCGCCGAGACGUUGGCCGCUGUGCCUCUACGUACGCGGGGGCAGCCCUCGUCGCCGUCCCCUCUGGCAUACAUGCUGAGCCUCUACCGCGACCCGCUGCCCCGGGCGGACAUCAUCCGCAGCCUGCAGGCGCAAGAUGUGGAGGUAGAUGGGCAGAACUGGACCUUUGCUUUUGACUUCUCCUUCCUGAGCCAAGAAGAGGACCUGGUGUGGGCUGAGCUCCGGCUGCAGCUGCCCAGUGCCGUGGCCUUCCCUGCUGAGGACCCACUUUCCGUUGAGAUUUUCCACCAGCCCAAGCCAGAUUCGCAGCAGGCCCAAGGCGACUGCUUGGAGCGGCUUCGGAUGGACCUGUUCACAGUUACUCUGUCCCAGGUCACCUUUUCCUCGGGCAGCAUGGUCCUGGAAGUGACCAGGCCCCUCUCUAAGUGGCUAAAGCGCCCUGGGGCACUAGAGGAGCAGAUGUCCAGUGUGGCCCGAGAGUGCUGGCAGCGGCCCCCGACGCUGCCCAUCAACGACGUGCUCCUUGUGCUCUACUCAAACCUGUCUCGGGAGCAGAGGCGGCUGGGCGGCUCCACCUUGCUGUGGGAAGCUGAGAGCUCCUGGCGGGCCCAGGAGGGACGGCUCUCCCAGGAGGCCAGCAGCAGGCACCGUCGACAUCACUUGCCAGACAGAAGCCAACUGUGUCGGAAGGUCAAGUUCCAGGUGGACUUCAACCUGAUCGGAUGGGGCUCCUGGAUCAUCUACCCCAAGCAGUACAAUGCCUAUCGCUGUGAGGGCGAGUGUCCUAACCCCGUCGGGGAGGAGUUCCAUCCAACCAACCAUGCAUACAUUCAGAGUCUGCUCAAACGUUACCAGCCCCACCGAGUCCCUUCCACCUGCUGCGCCCCAGUGAAGACCAAGCCGCUGAGCAUGCUGUACGUGGACAACGGCAGAGUGCUCCUGGAUCACCAUAAAGACAUGAUCGUGGAAGAAUGUGGGUGCCUUUGAGGCGACCCUGGAGGGAUGCUGGAUUUGCCUGCACUCCAAAAGGUCGGGAAGCUCCUGGAAGACAUGACAACCAUCUAAUCCAGUGAGGAGAAACGGAGGGGAAACGCUGCUCUGCCCACCAGAACUGAAGAGGAAGGGCUGCCCACUCUGUAAACGAAGGGCGCUGUGGAGUCUGGCCAAGCACAGAGGCUGCAUCCGGAAGAGGGAGGAGGAAGCCCACGCAGGGCGCUUGCCAGGUUUUCUCUUUACUGAAAAGACAGUGGCAAGUAAAAGCACAAGUGCAAGAGUUCUUUAUGGGAUUUCUUUAACCUGUGAACCCCUUGAAAUGAUAUGCAAAAGUUGGGAUGUAGGUGCCUUUAUUUUCGAGGUGGGGCAAGUCAUCUAUAGCUUUCACAUGAUCUGUGACCUGCCCCUCCCCAAAGAUUAAGUAUCACUGUCCAGA
Messenger RNA from Propithecus coquereli (Coquerel's sifaka), 1530 nucleotides. It is a transcript of the gene NODAL, whose product is annotated as nodal growth differentiation factor. The coding region runs from base 42 to 1088 and encodes 348 amino acids. The transcript has 3 exons. The record is from RefSeq and is a predicted model, not a curated record. Gene Ontology annotation, molecular function: cytokine activity; type I activin receptor binding; growth factor activity. NCBI's taxonomy places the organism in Eukaryota, Metazoa, Chordata, Mammalia, Primates, Indriidae. Gene Ontology annotation, biological process: SMAD protein signal transduction; BMP signaling pathway. Gene Ontology annotation, cellular component: extracellular region.